AACGUUUUGGGGAUGAUGGGCUACGACAAGAGUAAGCAGAACAAAGGCCGACUAUGUGGCAACAACAGUAAUUCAAUGGCUGUGUAAAACAUACGGGAGAUUCUACAGUUAUAUUUACAAUUACUGAAAUUAUUGUUAGAAUUCUUAGUGACAGACUGCGCCGCAUAAAAAUCAUAAAGGCAAACGCAGCCGUACCAAAAAUUGUUGAGGCUCUUUCGCCUCGUCCAUCCCGUACUUGGCACCUCCCUCGCCCAUAGAACCUCUAUAGACGCGCUAGAAAUAGCAAGAAAAAUUGUGCCAUGGCACCUGACAUUGCCUGCAGUCCACUAUAGAAUCGAAUAUGUAAUAGCAGCGUUGUUUGAAUGAGGAAGGCCGCCCAACGUGCGCCGUUCCGCAAGUUUCCGUGCUCCGUUGCUGCGGCGGCCCGUGGUUUUCGGCUACAGCAGGAAGCCAGUGACUGCCCCGCCUUGCCUCUGCUUUCCCCCUCUGUGCUUCUCUGUGAACUUGUUCUUUUCCUUUCCCAUAUCCAUCAUCACCAUUCCAGCUUCUUUCGUCCCCAACCACAGACGCUGCAUUUCCAAUCCCACUGUUUGAUAACACACACUCUUCUUAACUUUUCUUUACAACAACCAAAACUACCGCAAUCAUGGGUGCCCAAGACGUUUUGACUCGCAAGACUGGUGUCAUUGUCGGCGACGACGUUCUCGCUCUCUUCAAGUACGCCCGCGAGCACAAGUUUGCCAUUCCCGCCGUUGUACGUAUUCUUUUUGGUCUCUGCAUCUGAUGUUGUAGCUAACAUACCUGUACAGAACGUCACCUCUUCCUCCACCGUCGUCGCCACCCUCGAGGCUGCCCGCGAUGCCAAGUCCCCCAUCAUCCUCCAGAUGUCCCAGGGUGGUGCUGCCUACUUUGCCGGCAAGGGUGUCGCCAACGGUGACCAGGCCGCUUCCAUUGCCGGUGCCGUUGCCGGUGCUCACUACAUCCGCUCCGUCGCUGCUUCGUACGGCGUCCCCGUCGUCCUCCACACCGACCACUGCGCCAAGAAGCUCCUCCCUUGGCUCGACGGCAUGCUCGACGCCGAUGAGGCUCACUUCAAGGCCACUGGCGAGCCCCUCUUCUCUUCUCACAUGAUUGAUCUUUCCGAGGAGACUGUUGAGUGGAACGUCGAGACCACCGCCAAGUACCUCAAGCGCGCUGCCCCCAUGAAGCAGUGGCUCGAGAUGGAGAUUGGUAUCACCGGUGGUGAGGAGGACGGUGUCAACAACGAGGAUGUUGACAACGCCUCUCUCUACACCCAGCCUGAGGAUAUCCUCAACAUCUACAACACCCUCUCUCCCAUCUCCCCCUACUUCUCCAUUGCCGCUGGCUUCGGCAACGUCCACGGUGUCUACAAGCCCGGCAACGUCAAGCUGCACCCCGAGCUCCUCGGCAAGCACCAGGAGCACGUCCACGCUGCCAUUGGCGGUGACGAGGCCAAGCCCGUCUACUUUGUCUUCCACGGUGGCUCUGGUUCCUCCAAGCAGGAGUACCUCGACGCCAUCAACCACGGUGUCGUCAAGGUCAACAUGGACACUGACAUGCAGUUUGCCUACAUGGCCGGUAUCCGCGACUACAUGCUCAACAAGAAGGACUACCUCAUGACUGCUGUCGGCAACCCCGAUGGCGAUGACAAGCCCAACAAGAAGUUCUUCGACCCCCGUGUCUGGGUCCGUGAGGGUGAGAAGACCAUGGCUGCCCGUGUCACUGUCGCUCUCCAGGACUUCAACUGCGCCAACCAGCUGUAAGCGUGGACUCUUAGCGCCGAGUACAAUAUAAAAAACACAACAAAUAUAUGAAUUAAUGGUUAAAAUAAGGGGAAGAUAUCAUCAUGCCUGCAAUGGGCGGCGAAUGGAGUGUUGUUGAAGAGGCAUCCAUAGCAAAAAAGUGUUAUUCAGUUUG
[Torrubiella] hemipterigena is the source of this 1938-nucleotide messenger RNA. The record is from the annotation of a GenBank genome assembly. NCBI's taxonomy places the organism in Eukaryota, Fungi, Ascomycota, Sordariomycetes, Hypocreales, Clavicipitaceae.